This is a messenger RNA of Cutaneotrichosporon cavernicola, 1368 nucleotides long. RefSeq lists its product as uncharacterized. Gene Ontology annotation, molecular function: mRNA binding. The record is from RefSeq and is a predicted model, not a curated record. The transcript has 8 exons. The coding region runs from base 1 to 1368 and encodes 455 amino acids. Lineage: Eukaryota; Fungi; Basidiomycota; Tremellomycetes; Trichosporonales; Trichosporonaceae.
AUGACCAUCACCGUACACACUCGGGCGACUACUGUCCGCUCAAACGUGCACUCUCUCAAGCCAGACGACGCGGCCAUAGAUAAGUGGUACCGCGACCGUGAGCUGGAGCUCAUCGCCUCCCUCUUUUAUGAUGGAAACAGCAACGGCAUCGUCCUCGAGCCCCACCAACGUCGGACCUACUGGCAGGCUCCUGAGCUGAGAUUCGUCUCACCACCUAUUGGUCUUGGCCGCCUAGACUUGUACAACACUCUUCAGCGUGUGGCAGUAGUGCAGUACGCCCUCUUCAACUGGGCCAUCACUGAGGAACGUCAGCGGGUUUUCGCCCGCCGUAGCGGAGAGAACAACCUCCACACCCCCUGUGGGGUUCUCCCCCGUGCCGUUGAAGGGUACAUCCUCCCCAUCCUCGCCAACUGCUCGCAGGUGUACGACCUCAUACCGAUUGCAGCGUUCCACAACAACCAGAUGGGCGCACGUUGCGAGCGGCCCAAGGAGGCCAUUUCUGCUGCCAUCGCCAAUCGUGCCCGUCGCGAGGCCGAAGCUGAGGCGUAUGCGGCCAUGCAAGCAGCAGCUCCCGUCACGCCGGCGCCACAGCAGACUCUGCAUGUUGACGACCGCGACUACCUUACCGAACCGAUGAGGUUCAUGGUGCACGGGCUUGAGGUUUCCCUGGGGAGACACAGCGUUGCUGACCACCCUGCACCCGGGGCAGGGCGUGUUGUUAGCCGCUUGCCCCACCCGUAUGAGAGCAUCACGGACAGAGUCAAAAUUCCUCCCGCAAUCAUCGACGACACGAUCAUCACGUUUGGCGAGGACCUGUUUACGGGUUCGCGCACUUUCCGUGAGGGUGACUGGAUCUGCAUCUGCGGCACGCACAACUUUGCGAAUCGCACACAGUGCAUGAACCCCGGCUGCCGCACGGCCAAGACUGUAAUGGCGCCUGCUGCUGUCCCAAUUACGCCCUCGCGUUCAGCUCUCGGCGACCCAGGCGACUGGUUCUGUGACUUUUGUGGCCUGUGCAACUGGACGCGCCGCGCGUUCUGCUUACGCUGCUGCCCGUUAGACGCGGACAACAUUGAGGAGGCGAUAACCAAGGGCAUUGUGCACUUUGGCGACCCGAUCAUCCACAUCCUCCGGCUGGGUGACAAGCGCGCCAAGGCGCUCAAAAAGAAGCCGGCGAUGGGCGCACAAUGCCCCUGCUUUGGUCCUCACCACGGCACGCGCUGUCACCAGGUCGGGAUCGGCGUCAACGCCACCCUGUGGGAGAAGUAUCUUAUGGCGCAGGACAACAUCCUCGAGCGCCUGCGCGCGAUGCCCUCAAGUGUACCCCCACCCCAGCCACGCGCGCACCACAACGGCCGUCGCCGCUAA